CUGCAACUGGCCACUCCAUUGUGAUGGCUUGUCUUGUAGGAACCCAACUCGGCGUAAGAACUUGGCAGAAACUUUUCCUUACCAGCUGGCGCGCUCUAAGUUUUUGGUAUACAACUAAGCGUUCUUUGUGCUUUUUGUUUUUUUUAUCUUGCAGCAUCUGGAGGGGGCCGAAUGUGAACUGCGUUGACAGUACAGGGUAUACUCCCCUGCACCAUGCUGCUUUGAAUGGUCACAAGGACGUGGUGGAAGUUCUGCUGAGGAACGAUGCACUGACCAAUGUAGCGGACUGUAAGGGUUGUUACCCUCUUCACUUGGCAGCCUGGAAGGGAGAUGCAGAAAUAGUGAAACUCCUCAUCCACCAAGGACCCUCCCACACUAAAGUGAAUGAGCAGAAUGCUCUUGAGAUCAAAGAACUCAAAAAGUACGGCCCCUUUGACCCAUAUAUCAAUGCCAAGAACAACGACAAUGAGACAGCACUGCACUGCGCUGCUCAGUACGGCCACACAGAAGUGGUGAAGGUCCUCCUGGAGGAACUGACUGACCCCACCAUGAGGAACAACAAGUUCGAGACCCCUCUGGACCUCGCUGCACUCUAUGGGAGGCUGGAGGUUGUGAAGAUGCUGCUGAAUGCUCACCCCAAUCUCUUAAGCUGCAACACUAAGAAACACACUCCCCUGCACCUGGCAGCUAGAAACGGCCAUAAAGCUGUCGUCCGUGUCCUCCUGGAUGCUGGCAUGGACAGCAACUAUCAGACUGAGAAAGGGAGUGCUCUGCAUGAGGCUGCUUUGUUUGGCAAGACAGACGUGGUACAAAUCCUGCUGGCCACAGGUAUUGAUGUGAAUAUAAAGGAUAACAGAAGCCUGACAGCUCUGGAUAUUGUGAAGGAGCUACCAUCUCAGAAAAGCCAACAAAUAGCUGCUCUGAUUGAAGAUUACACAACUGGAAAGCAGAGUGCAAAAGCUGCAGAAAAGAUUCCCCAAGCACCUGUAAUUACUGCCUCCGAACCUGCAUCCCGGAUGCCACAAGGUGAUGUGGAAAAAGCAGUGACAGAACUGAUCAUAGAUUUUGAUGUGAACCCAGAAGAGGAGUGUCCUUAUGAAGCUUUAUACAAUGCAACAUCUUGCCACUCGUUGGACAGCCUCGCCAGCGGGAGGUCUUCGGACAGAGACUCUGUGAAUAAGGAAGUGGAGGCAACUGGUCUUAAAGCAUCAGGAGUCAGGCCUUUAUGUAGCCAUAGAGAGCGUCCGCCCCCUCCUGCCAAGCCACCCCCGGAUGAAGAGGAGGAGCAUGCGGAGAAGCUGGGUCACAGCACUUCCUGUGAGGCCACUGUCACACAGAGGAAGAGCAGGGGAAGUGCUGCUGAGGAAGAGGAGCAUCCUUAUGAGCUGUUGCUUACAGCUGAAACUAAAAAGACAGUUGCAGGAGACAGAAAAGCAAAAGGGGAGUCUUCAUCUUCAGGUGCUGCCAGCAAUAGCCAACCUCAGGUCAGGCCCCGAAAAGGCCUGUCUGCCCAAGACGGUCAGUGGUUGCUGAAUCGCCGAGGCUCUGCUGAUCUUUCUUCUAGCCAUUCCGAGUCGUAUCCCAACCCCGAGGCUCACUUGAUCGAGACCUCCAAAGACCACAGGAGGAGCAGCGGCAGCCGGAGCCAAGACUCUACAGACAGCCAAGACGUCCAGGUCCCGGAGCAGUUUUCAGGGCUACUCCAUGGUUCGUCCCCGGUAUGUGAGAUAAACGAGGACCCUUUCAAGCUAGUUUCUUCUGUUGGUAAAGGAGGCACGGAAGGCCCAGGUCAUUCACCUGCGAUGCAGCUGGAGGAUGCGGAUUUACCUGCCUCUGGACCAGUACGGACCAGCUCUCCUGACCAAAACCAGAAAGUGGUCUACGCAACUGUCCGGCACAUGCACAGCCACCAGGCGGAUCCUGAAACUGUAGUCACAUCCCACAUGCUGCUGCCCCCUGGGGGCACCGAGGAAGAGGGGGACAGAGGUGGUGCUGUGGGCCGAGCCCUCCCAGGAGGCAAGCCCAAAGCAGAGCUCAAACUCAGCCGGAGCUUGUCCAAAUCAGACUCUGACCUUCUGACCUGCUCUCCAACAGAGGACGAUGCCAUGGGGAGCCGGAGUGAAUCGCUCUCCAACUGUAGCACGGGGAAGAAAAGGCUGGAGAAGUCUCCGUCCUUUGCUUCGGAGUGGGAUGAGAUUGAGAAAAUAAUGAGCUCCAUUGGCGAAGGCAUUGACUUUUCUCAGGAACAACAGAAGAUCUCAGGUUCGCGGAUGUUGGAGCAGAGCGUUGGGGAGUGGCUGGAGUCCAUCGGCCUGCAGCAGUACGAGAGUAAGCUCCUUCUGAAUGGCUUUGACGAUGUCCGCUUCCUGGGCUGCAACGUCAUGGAGGAUCAGGACCUCCGGGAGAUCGGCAUCAGUGACCCGCAGCACCGCAGGAAACUUCUCCAAGCAGCACGUUCCCUUCCCAAGGUAAAACCUCUGGGUUGCGAUGGGAACAGCCAGCCGUCAGUUCCUGCCUGGCUUGACUCUUUGGGGCUUCAGGACUACAUCCAGUCCUUCCUGUCGAGUGGCUACAGCUCUAUUGACACUGUGAAAAACCUCUGGGAGCUGGAGUUGGUGAACGUGCUGAAAGUAAAUCUGCUUGGCCAUCGGAAAAGGAUCAUCGCCUCUCUGGCGGACAGGCCUUAUGAGGAGCCGCCACAGAAACCACCACGCUUCUCGCAGCUGAGAUGCCAGGAUCUGAUGUCCCAGACAUCGUCGCCCCUGAGCCAGAACGACUCGUGCACGGGCAGGUCUGCAGAUCUCUUGCUGCCUUCUGGAGACCCUGGGAAGAGGCGACAUGACAGUGGCCAUGAAGUCGCCUCUUAUCCCAGAGCUGACAGAUACAAAGCACAGGAGGAGCGUCGUGAGCCAAAGCUGACUCUUCGCCCCCCCAGCCUAGCAGCACCCUAUGCUCCCGUCCAGAAUUGGCAGCACCAGCCCGAGAAGCUCAUCUUCGAGUCCUGCGGGUACGAGGCCAAUUAUUUGGGCUCCAUGUUGAUCAAAGACCUUCGUGGGACAGAGUCUACACAGGAUGCCUGUGCCAAGAUGAGGAAAUCGACGGAGCACAUGAAGAAGAUCCCAACCAUAAUAUUAUCCAUCACUUACAAAGGGGUGAAGUUCAUUGAUGCUUCUAACAAGAACGUUAUUGCUGAGCACGAAAUCCGGAACAUCUCCUGUGCUGCCCAGGACCCCGAGGACCUCUGUACAUUCGCCUACAUCACCAAGGACCUGCAGACCAGCCACCACUACUGCCAUGUCUUCAGCACUGUGGAUGUGAACCUGACGUACGAAAUCAUCCUGACGCUGGGGCAGGCCUUUGAAGUCGCAUAUCAGCUGGCCCUGCAAGCCCAAAAAGCAAAACCUCUGGGUGCUUCAGCAGGAGAAGUGAUCGAAACGAAAUCUUCCAAACCGGUGCCUAAGCCUCGCGUCGGCAUGAGGAAAUCCGCAGUGACGCUCCCUCCCGAUAGUCGCUGUUGUUACUGUCACACCUGUACUACGCAUCGUCCCUCCUAUCUGCCGCUGCAGUCUGUUAGUCAAGGAGCUAAGCUGGAGCCAUCUGAAGUGGAUCAAGACUCCCAGUCUCAUGCCAGUGUUUCCUGGGUUGUGGACCCCAAACAGGAAUCCAAGAGGACCCUCAGCACUAACUGAUCCACAGGCAGCUGUGUUCUACCAUGGAAAUGUAGUAACUGGGCAGAGAUCUAAGAAGCAGUGGCACGCCGACGUGAAGAAGAUCUCCACCUGGCACUGGUGUCUGCCUCUGAAUAUAGUCUGGCUGCUCAGUAAGGGCUUGCAAAGCUGAGAGGGUGGGGGAAGGGAUCCCAAGUGACCAGCUAACAAAAGCAGCUCCACAUUUCUGGCACAGGAGAUUGUUGAUGUCAAGGGAGUGAUGCCAUGUUUUCUAGUUUGAGACCAACUUUUUUUUUUUUUUUUACCACUGUUCCUUUUUACAUGCCAUAUAUGAAGCGAAUCAAGUUCACAAGUCACAUGUAGCAUAUUGCAAUUAUUUUGGAUGGGAGGGAUGGGGGGAGCAAAUCCUUAUUUGUUAAGAGAAUCCACACGGUACUGUCCUCUCCUGCGGUGAGUAGAUGAAGUCUUAGCAAUGGGGCCAAGAUAUGUCUUUAACGGUACUUAAAUUACUUCAGUUCUGGGUGUGCAGCAAAGAAUGGUAACCAUAUUUUAGACACAGUAAUUUAUGUCAGGUGAGGAAGCUUGGCUGGCUGGGUUUUCUCUCACUUUUUUUUUUAAGUCACUCCAAACCCAGAAGUGGGGAGAUGGAUGUAGUUCAGUAAAACGGCCUGCAAAGGAUCAGUAACCGUAGAAUGGCAGAUGCCCAGCGUAACCACUGGUACAAAGCCUGCUCUUGCUACAGAGAACUGUUGCAUUGCAGGACUUGAUGUUUUUAUGGUGAAAAGGGCUGAGUCCAGGGGUUCAUUAACACGCUGAAUGACAGGUGCUUCCUCCUUCCUACAGCCUGUCCUGCAUCCACCGCAUUUGUUAAAUGCAGCUAUGCCUAGCAGGGUUGGAUUUUUUUAACAUGAAUUCGAUUGUAAUUUAGCACUUUUUGAUACUAGCUCAUUAUUUAAUUAGUGAACCAGGGUUUCAGAGUAUGAAUAAAAAAGGAGUUCAGUUCUGGGCAUUGUGCUGAAACAGUCUGUUCGGGACAGUAAAUCCGAACAACCCAAGGGUGGCAGAUUCUAAAUCAAAGUGUUACAUUCCUGAACACCAUGCAUCAAUUUUGAAGGUGCUGUGUACUUACGCUUCAUUCAGACUACCAGAGUAUUUAACAGUGGUUUUGACUGUGACUAUAUGAACAAAUAGCUUUGCAGUACUCUCUCCAUCUGGACCUUGUUGCCAGGGAGAGGUGGUAACAGAGAAAGACAAGGAGUUGUGCACGGUUAUUGUGGUCUCUGACAGACGUGACGGUUUAGGAUGUGGUGCCCUGCUGCUUUAUUAGAACGAUACGUCCUAAUGAUUUGUCUUUCAACUCCAGUUGCUGCUGAACGUCUGGAUUUAAUUUAGUCUCAUCCCAGCUGAUGGUAAGGCUGAGAGAAGCAAACUGUAAUCCCAAGGGCAUAGACCUGCAAACGAUUAGGAGGUGGAAGUCGAGACGUUUGUUAAGUUGAUGAAUUUAGGAAACCUAACAUUCCUUGUUACACAUACGUGGCAGUUCAUGCUGAUGUAACUGUAAAUAUUCGGUGUUUGGCCGCACAGUCAGUUUGGAGAGAUUGCGAAUUGAACCUCUGCCUGGGAGGAGGGUGAGCUUUCUUUCUGAUGCAUGAGCUUUUGAGGUUGGCUAGAUGCAAAAGUGGUGAUGAAGACUCCAAACUUUCUGUUGUCUUCAGUGACCCAGCAGCCCCCAGUGCAGUUUUCUAGCCAGAUCUUCCUUUUCUUAGUUGGUAGACGUGACAGUAGCUUUGGCCGUUCAUCUCCCUUUCGGUUUGGUACAGUUUUCAAGGUACUUGCCUGCUGGCGGCUCUCAUCCUGGACCCUGCCUCUUCCAGUUGUAGUGACUCCCGCUGCCCUGGUACUUUGCCAUUUGUACAGUAUUCCGGCUCUUGCCUUCAUACAGGGUUUCUCACAGUAUCAAUUUCUGGUGCUGAAUGUGAUUUUAAUGCUAAGCGCUGCACCUGUUCCAGUACCUACUUUGCAACAAGGUAGUUUCAGCCUUUUGCUUCACUUUCUUCCUGUUUUCAAAGAGCAGAUUGUAUUGUAGAGACCUCCACUUAUAUAUGGUCUGGGUCCAGCCUGAGAACUCUAGCUAGAUGCUAAGAUUAAUUGUUGUCCUUUUUUGUAGCAAGGGGGCAGAGAUCACUGUGUAUCAAAUUAAAGCUGCACUAUUGUUUUUUAUUAUUAUCGUUCCGUAUCUACUAAGAACGCUAAUGUCAGAGGUUCAGCUCUGUUGUUGGUCUUGCUUUGGGACUGUUCAUCCUAGAAGAAAGGAACAUUUGGGAUCUGGGUGCUUUGUGGAGAUGCAUCCCAACUUCCUCCCCUAGAGAGAGUUAUAUAGCAUCUUCAUGGAUGUGCUUCUAAUUUAAAAAAAAACAAAAAAAAAACUCAGCCGGAGUCCGGCUGUGACAUACAGACCAGGCACCAAAUGGUACCUCUGACCAUUCCUUUUUUCUGUAUCUGUGAAAAUGAAGUAGGUUUAAUUGCAUUUACACUCCCCCUACAUCCCCAACCCAUUUCAGAUUCCUCAGUAGGAUUUUCUCUUAGCAGUUGCAUCACUUGAAGACGUGUUCAUUUGAUAACUAGCACUCUGCAACUCCACACUCCCUUUUAGAUCCCACACUGGCAUAUCUGGGAUUACUUUGCAGCAUUUCACUUUUAAAAGGAAGCAACUUUGCUGCUCUUGCAAUGGUAGAUCUAGCUCAGACAUCUCUUUCUUGUCCUUCGAAGAAUAACCUGAGAUUCCCCAACAGGGCAGAGAACAGUCAAGUUCAGUUUGCAAUGUAGACAUUUUUGCUAAUUGUGAUGUAUGGCAGUGGGACUGAUUUGUAAUACAAAUGUUAUUUAAUCUUUGUCUCUGUAUUUUGAUACUUGAAUUAUUUCCUUUUAUUUUCUUGUACAUACAAUUGUUGAUCUGUUCAAAUUUUGUCUGAAUUUUAAACAUCUUGUGGUACCAAACGUAACCAAUCUGUGCAACAACAUAGACUGACCUCACUACAACAAGGCGAGAUUGUAAAUAUUCCUGGGCUUCCAGCAGUCGUUCUGUUGUUUUCAUAAUUGUACAACUUAGAACAGACUGAAUAAAUAAACUUAGACACACA
Molecule: messenger RNA, 6808 nt
Organism: Gavialis gangeticus (Gharial)
Lineage: Eukaryota; Metazoa; Chordata; Crocodylia; Gavialidae
Gene: ANKS1A
Product: ankyrin repeat and sterile alpha motif domain containing 1A
Exons: 27
Coding region: 24-3689 (1221 amino acids)
Cellular component (GO): cytosol
Molecular function (GO): protein binding
Source: RefSeq, a predicted model, not a curated record